Messenger RNA from Exophiala aquamarina CBS 119918, 1146 nucleotides. RefSeq lists its product as uncharacterized. The record is from RefSeq and is a predicted model, not a curated record. NCBI's taxonomy places the organism in Eukaryota, Fungi, Ascomycota, Eurotiomycetes, Chaetothyriales, Herpotrichiellaceae. The transcript has 2 exons. The coding region runs from base 1 to 1146 and encodes 381 amino acids.
AUGUUUGGCCUCAUAGCUGACCUGAUUUCCUCCGUCACCACAAUCCUGUUGCCUGCGUACCUCUCCUACAAAGCCCUCCGCACCAACGAUCCCGCUCAAACCCACCCGUGGCUCAUUUACUUUACCAUCCUCUCACUGACCCUUCUCGCCGAAUCAUGGACCUUUUUUAUUCUGGGUUGGGUGCCAUUCUACAGCUGGUUCCGCCUCAUGUUCAUGCUCUACUUGGUCCUUCCACAGACUCAGGGUGCGAAGAUCCUGUACUUGGACUACCUCGAACCCUACAUCGUCGGACAUGAGACAAGAAUCGACGAAUUCAUAGGCCAAGCCCAUGCCCGCCUGCAGCAACUGGGACUGGGUUACAUCAACACCAUUGUCGAAUACUUGCGGGAGAAGGUCCUGGGCCAGAAGAGUCCUCAACCACUGCAGCCCCAGAAUGCAAACUAUGCCAGCUAUGCGCAGGACCUGCUAUCCCGCUUCACCAUGCCAGGAGCACGGACAACUGCCCCUACCCAGCCAGGCAUUACUUCUGCAGGCGUUUAUGGCAUGGUCUCCAACCUGGCUGGUGCCGCUUUCUCCUCCUCACAGACCACAUUGACCUCCUCUUCACGCUCCGCGGCUGCAGAAGCAUCUCAAAUCCCUGCCUCUCUUGCCCGUGACAUCCCAGGUGGCUCCUCCGCCGAAAAGACCAGUUACAUCCAGUCUCAGCGCGAUCGUCUGACUUCCCUCCUUCGAGCACUAGACACCGAGCAGCAAACCCUGGACCUGGCUUACGGUGCUGCUCCUGGUCACCGCUCUCUCCCAAGCUCUGGCGGUGGUUUGACGACAAAAUCACGCAGCGAGCAGUCUUUCGAAAACGUCGACUAUGAUGACGCAACACACACCCCGGGCACCAGCUCCAGCUAUGGCUCCACCCCUCCGAGGCCUGUCACGGACGCCCGCAGGACCACGAGUGGCAAUUGGAUCCCUUCCGGCGUCUCCGGAUGGUUUGCUGGCGGCGACGGUCCCGGGGCCGGCCCCGCAAACACCGCAGAGAGAGAUGACGAUCGAAGCGAUCGAAACAGAAACUCAAAAGGCUGGCAAAUGGCUCGAGAUAUCACAGAGGACAUUGCCCGGGGAAUGAGCAGUGGUGUGGACCCUCGGAGAUAG